AUGGCGGCGCCGGCGGAGGCGGAGGUGGCCGCGGGCUUCGCCGAGGCGGAUGAAGCAGCGGAACUGACCCGCGCGCUAGGUCGUCUGUUACCGGGACUGGAGACCGAAAGUAAGCUGGGGCGGCGGCGCGCGCUGGAAGCUCUGGAGCACGCACUGGAAGAGGCGGUGCGGCCCGGAACGGAUUCCGCUGCCUUCCAGGGCCCAUGGGCUCGUCUGCUGCUGCCUCGCCUGCUGCGACUUCUGACCGACCCAGCCGAGGGCUGCCGCGCGCUGGCUGCUCACCUGCUGGACUUAGGCCUUCGCCGUGCCGCGCGGCCCCGCGAUGCUCUGCCGCGCCUGUUGCCCGCGCUCACCGCACGCCUUGCCCGACCAGAAUCCACGCGGCCACCGCCUGAACCCUGCGAAGAGCUGCGUCUUGCCCUCGUGCAACUGCUUCACCUGGCCGUGGACCUGGGCGGCGCCGCGCUCGCGCCCCACCUGGACGACGCGGUGCGCGCGUUGCGGGGUGCGCUGCUCGACCCCUUCGCCGCGGUGCGCCGGGAGGGUUGCGAGUGCGCAGCCGCUCUGGCGCGUGCCAUUCCGGAGCACUUCCACAUGCAGUCGGAGUCCCUCAUAGGCCCCCUGAUGCAGACCAUCUCCCACCAGCACUGGAAGGUCCGGGUAGCUGUCAUCGAAGCCACAGGCACUGUAAUCCAGUUUGGCAAUGGGAAUUCGGUGGAUGAUGUUCUUUCCCACUUUGCUCAAAGACUCUUCGAUGAUGUCCCUCAGGUCCGGCAGGCAGUGACCUCGGUGGUGGGGGGAUGGCUGCUCAAUCUCCGUGACCGAUACUCCUUCUUUCACAAACUCACCCCACUGUUACUCAGCAGCUUCAGUGACGAAAUGCCUGAGGUCCGACAGACAGCCACCAGCCUCUGGGAGAAGGUCGGGCUGCAGUGGCAGGAGGAAAAUGAGGCAGAUCUAAAGGACAAGCUGGACUUUGCUUCACCUCCUCCUCCUAACUACCCUGAGCACGAGAGCCGUCCUGGCCUGGGCUGCCGAGAGCUGGUCUUCAGGAACCUCUCCAAGGUGCUUCCUGCCAUCUGUCACGAUAUCACCGACUGGGUGGUGGGGACCCGGCUGAAGGCAGCGCAGCUGCUGCCGGUGCUGCUGCUGCAUGCAGAGGACCACAUCACACAGCACCUGGAGAUCGUCCUCAGAACCCUGCAUCAGGCGUGCACCGAUGAGGAGAAGGCUGUGGUCAGCAGCUGCGUGAGAGCCGCAGAGCUCAUUGGCACCUUCGUCAGCCCAGAAGUAUUUCUGAAACUGAUCUUAGCCAUGCUGAAGAAAGCACCCUCGGCCUCUGGCCUCUUGAUCCUUGCUUCUGUCAUCCGAGGCUGUCCCCGCAAUGCCCUUCAGCCACACCUCAAGGUCAUAGCCACAGAGCUGGCCCAGGAGCACAUCUGCCAGGGGUCUGAGAAUAAUAGCUACCUGGAGCAUCUGCUGCUGUGUGUGCAGACUCUGCUGUCUGUGUGUCAGGAAGACUGCUGUGCUGCCAGCCUGCAGCUCUCGGAGGUGCUGGUGACAAUAAUGGCAGUCUCAGAUGCCGUGAGUCUUGAGAAGAAGGCUCAGAAGACCAUGGACACCCUGGCUGAGGUGGAGGAUAUCCCCAGCAGUCAGGACCUCUACCGCAAGCAUCUGGGUGCACUACUGGAACGGCUGACAGCCUCUCAUGGCGAGUGGACGGUGCACUCUGUGCAGCUGCUGAAGUUCACUGUGCUCCUCACCCAGGCAGGCCCAGCUGUGGGAGAGGCUCUGCAGCAUGUGAUCCCCACUCUCAGGGCCUGUCUCCAGCCCACCACAGACCCACACAUGCGCCUGAAGCUCUUCUCUAUCCUGUCUUCAUUGCUGCUGAGGCCUAAGGACACCGUCGACUCUCAGGGACAGUUCCAUGGCUACUUGGAUAUGGUAAUAAAUGACAUCCUAGCCCCCAACCUACAGUGGCAUGCAGGCAGGACAGCUGCAGCCAUCCGGACGGCCACCAUAUCCUGUCUGUGGGCACUUAUCAGCAGUGACAUCUUAUCGGCCAAGCAGGUUCAAGAGGCACAGGAGACCCUGAUGCCACAAGUGCUGGCCACGCUGGAGGACGACUCCCAGACCACACGCCUGAUCUCCUGCCGUAUCAUCAGCAGGUUCCUCAAGAACUCAGGGGAUACCAUGGAGCCAGAGAAAUUUCUCAAGGUCUAUCCUGAGCUCUUGAAGCGCCUAGAUGAUGUCUCCAAUGACGUGAGAAUGGCAGCUGCUUCCGCCUUGCUCACCUGGCUGAAGUGCAUUGAGAGCGUGGAUGGGAAAUCCGCCUAUCAGAGCAGCGUUCAGUUCCUGUACAGGGAGCUGCUGGUCCACCUGGAUGACCCAGAAAGUGCCAUCCAAGACACUGUGCUAGAAGUCCUCAAGGAGGGCAGCGUCCUGUUUCCAGAUGUGCUGGUGCGGGAGACGGAGGCUGUUGUCCACAAACACCGCUCAGCUACCUACUGCGAGCAGCUGCUGCAGCAUAUGCAAACCAUGGCUGCCGCUCGGUGACCAUGCACAUCAGCCACUGAAGGAAGACAGCGGUACCCAGAGACCCCGCAUUUAAGACAGCCGUGUCCACAGCCUCAGGAUCCCACCAGCCACCAGAUGGUGCUUGAGCAUCAGCUUCUGUUUUUCCUAAGCAGAUUCUGGGAUUUUGUAACAUGCCUACUUUUCACAGAGGCCUCAGAAAGCUAAAAUUAAAUUUAAAUGCCCCCACCCACGCCAGCUUCCCAAUUAGCUGCUUGAACAUAAUGUUUUUAUCACAGGCCCCGAGGGGUCCUGGGCUGCUUCAGAUUCACAUGCAGGAAAGCCAACUCGAUUGUAAAAACAACCAACCAUCCUCUCCUUUGGGCUCUGCUCCAUCAGCCUGUGACGAAGACAAUGUCAGUCUUGACUCGCUGAUAAAAUUUCUCCAAAUUUUUUGGGGUUUUGACACCGGGUUUCUCUGUGAGCCUUUGGCUAUUCUGGAACUCACUCUGUAGACCAGUCUGGCCUUGAACUCUCAGAGAUCCGCCUGCCUCUUCCUCCCAAGUACUGGGAUUAAAGGCCUGUACCACUACCACCCGGCUCCUUUAAAAUACACUGGAAUGUCUUGCAAUGUGGGUGCAAUGUCCUGGUGUUGUUUCUCAGUGUUAGUGAUGCCCGUGGGUAAAGGAUAGACAGGAAACCAGCCUUCAUCCCUACCACUUGCUUAUAGCAGUCAGUAGGUGGUCAUUCUCCAGUGUCUUUUCCACCAAGUGCCUAAAAGAUGUUUAAAUGGUUGUUAUCAGCAGCCAAUAUUUUUGUUAAGAUAAUGUUGGGGGGCGAGUUUCCAACAAAUUUUAACAUUUCUGCUUUGCCUUUUAUGGAAUUAAAUUAUUCUUGCAGUUA
Messenger RNA from Rattus norvegicus (Norway rat), 3417 nucleotides. RefSeq names its product dynein, axonemal, assembly factor 5 (gene Dnaaf5). Bases 1 to 2556 code for a protein of 851 amino acids. The transcript is spliced from 13 exons. The record is from RefSeq and is marked provisional. Gene Ontology annotation, cellular component: cytoplasm. Lineage: Eukaryota; Metazoa; Chordata; Mammalia; Rodentia; Muridae.